CACAUCACGCUCCACCGCACGGCGCUACCAAGUCUGCUGCUUCUGUUUUCUCUCAUCUCUCAAGAGCUGCACCUGUGAGAGUACGCCAGUGAAGAUGAGAGCACUGCUGAUUCUCACCCUCUACAUUUCAUCUCUUGGGGUCCUGCACUGUGGCCCCGACCCCUCUCCCACAGAACUGAGUGAGGAUGUUCUCCAGGGGCUGUCGAGGGAUGGUGAGCGUUAUGUUGACGAGGAGAUGAAGAGAGCCUUGUUUGGGGUGAAGCGGAUGAAGGAGGUGAUGGAGAAGAACCAAGAGAAGCAUGAACACCUCAUGAAGACCCUCAAAGAAAGUAGCGACAAGAGGAAGGGGGCAGUGCAACUGGCCACAGAGGCGGAGCUAAAGCUUCAGAAGGCGGAGGAGCAGUGCCAUGAUUCGCUAAGGACAUCCUUUAUGGAGUGUCGACCCUGCCUGGAAGACACGUGCAAGACAUUUUACACCUCCACCUGCCGGAGAGGCUUCUCCUCCUUCUCUUUCAAAGUGGAGGAGUUAUUCAGGAAGUUAUCCUCUCAACUGGAAACUCCAGACCAGGUUGUCAAUCAGAACCAAGAUAACCUGAACCAGACCCAGAACUCGGACGAUCCAGAUCUGGAGCUGGUGCGGCUGAAUGCCUCCUUCAGUCAGAUGCAAGGGAAAAUGAGCUCCCUGCACAACCGGAGCACAGAGCUGGUCAACAACAUGCACCAAGAGUUUGGCCAUGGCUUCUGGGUGGCCUUCACCACUAAGCUGAAGCCCGAGCCCCUCUCCCCCACACAGGAGUCCCCUAGUGGGGGCUUCUUCAUGGGCAUGGGCCGCCUUGGCAGCAUGGGCCUCGAUGAUGUGCUGGAGGAAGUAUAUGACUUUGGCCGGGCUGUAGUGGAAGACUUCAGCGAUGCAAUGACAGAUGUCUUGGACGAGAUGCAGGAGGCUGUAGAUGAGGAGUCUUGGCAGCAGAGAGAGUCCUUCCCUAGCUGGAGCUGGGUCCCAGUUCCAUUCCCAGACAUGUAUCUCUGUAGACAGCUCCGCAGGCAGGUAGCAGAGUGCUGGCAGCUGCAGAGACUGUGCGAGUCCUGUCAGGACACUUUGGUGAAAGAGUGUCCCAGUGUUAGGGAACUCCACUCUGCGCUGGAGGAGACCUACCGGCUGCUCAACACGUCUCGUCUGCAGUAUGAGGAGAUGCUGCAGGUGGUCCAGAAACACACGGAUGACACACGCACCUGGCUCAACGCCAUGGAGGCCAAAUAUGGCUGGGUGACGCAGCUCACCAAUGGCACCCUGGGUCCUCAGUACAUCUUCAGUGUGAGCGCGGUAAGUUCACAGUACACACGUGGUUCUACAGAGCUAGAGGUGCAGGACUCUGCCUUCAUUCAGUAUGUGGCCCAAGAGGCCCUGGCCCACUACAAACAGUCAAAGAUAUGA
Oncorhynchus kisutch (coho salmon) is the source of this 1435-nucleotide messenger RNA. Its product is annotated as clusterin-like protein 1. The coding region runs from base 95 to 1435 and encodes 446 amino acids. Gene Ontology annotation, cellular component: nucleus. The transcript is spliced from 10 exons. Gene Ontology annotation, molecular function: misfolded protein binding. Lineage: Eukaryota; Metazoa; Chordata; Actinopteri; Salmoniformes; Salmonidae. The record is from RefSeq and is a predicted model, not a curated record.